UUCCGCUUUCUAUUCUCCUCAGCCUCGCCUCCAAAUUAACCAAGACCAAGACCUUCCUCCAGUCCAUCGGCGACAGCAACCCCCUCUCACCCAAGGAAGAGGAGCGUUCUGCACCCCCUCUCCAGCCACGCCCUUCCCCCUCCUCGAGCCCCAUCUUGGCCAGUCCCACACACAGGAAAGUGUCCUCCUCAGCGAACCAGCACAAGGAGAUUGCCUUUCAGCAGUCUACUGAGAGGUUCCAGCCUCCGCCGGGAACUUCACCUUCGCCUGGAGCUUGUUCACCUGAUAAUGGGGGAUUUUCACAAGAGAGUGAAGAAAUCGAAAUUGAUUCCAGGCUCGAUGAUGUGAUUGAAGCUACAAAGACCGCUUGCAAGCAAAUCUCAGAAGACCCUAAGACCCGUUACACCCCCAGCGCCAUGAGAGGUGUUCUACAGACUUGGGUUGAUAAGCUAGAAGAGACAUGUGACUGUGAAGGCAUCAACCCGUCACAUCUGCCAGUGAUCAUCAGGGAGGAGGUUGGUCGCCUAGCAACACUAUGCUUUACUCUUGAUAUCUAUGCAAAUGGAGAUGGGCGUGCAGACGCUAGAGGAUCAGAGGAGGCUCCUCAAUCAGAAAUGGAGAAAGAGUUGGAUGAAUGCAGAUCUGUAUUCAUCAAGAAGCAUUUCAGAUUACUGGACAGACGGAGGAUCAUAGAGGUACAACAAUACAAGCAGAGCUGUUAUCAUGAAACAUUUAAAACUCUUCUACUGUGUGAAUGGGCAACAAACAACUUUCCUGAUGAUCAAGACAGCCAAGAUUUACAGGAAAGCAUUGAUCAGUUAUUGAGUGCCGACCUCAUCUCCAGAAAUCUGCCGCAGUAUCUCGGCUGUCUGCAAAGGCUUUGCAGCUUAGAUUCCCAGAAAGCUUUGGAUAUGAUGAUAUCGGACUAUCCAUCCAUCAGCCCUUGGCAUGUUUAUCAGAUACUACAUGACCAGCCCAAGGAUCUCAUCCUGCAUUAUGUAGAAGCUUUCCCAAGGACUCACCCACAUAGCAAUAGGACAAAAUUCAUAGAUGAAGUGAUGGCAUUAAAACCACUGGUUUUAAGUUUAGCAGAAGCUGCAGUGACCUUUGACAUGCCAAGACCCAGUGACCUAUUUUGUGAUUGCGGCAAACUUCCAAAGCUUGGGAGUCACCUGAUAACAUGGUCACAUGACCUGAUCCUUGACCUGAUCCUGACCUCCGGUAGUGCUCCUGUAGAUGAUCUGUUACCUCUGUUCUUGAGGGCAGGCUACUGGAGGGGGGCAGUCGUCCUGUUACGCAGGGAGAAAGAUCGCAAGAUGGACGCUCUGAAGAUCUGCAUUCAACUUGGAGAAGUUGCAUUAAUUGAUAAAGACUUGAUACCUGCUACUGAGGAAGAAUGGAAAACAGUUUUGGGAUGGAUGAAGAAAUGUCAGCCAUCUUGCAAGGGAAAGGAACGUCUAUCUCAGAGAAAUUGCUUGAAUUGUGGAGCCAUUCUGUCCUCUUGCGCUGUAAGGAGGACAUCCACAUCGACUUCCCAUGUUGACAGCGAAACAGGUGUGAGAGAAGCAGAGGGAACGGACGACAGUACUAAGCCUGAAUGUGAUUGGUCAAUCACGGAGGCACCACAGCCAAAGGACCAAUCAGAAGGCUUGACAGAAAAAUUAGAGGAGAGUGAGAUCAGUACAAUCCAAAGGGACAGUCACUUGGAUGGAUUGUGCAUCUCAUUAGAAGAAGGCAAUGAAACUUGCAGUACUCUUCAAGAAAAUGUACGAGAGGACCUAGCUUCAACUCACCCCCGGUCGAAAGCGACUGUUUCUGAUUUGUCACCUACGGUCACAUGGCAGAGGAUAGCCUUCCUGUUGGUCAGCCACCUUGGUGCUUUGAAAGGGGUAAAGCUUUUGAGAGAGGUUCGGGUUCCUGAUGGAUUUCUAACCAGGGAGUUUAAUCAGAUGUGCAUCUAUGCUUGCAUAUGGGAGAGAAGGCAAAGCUUGCUAAGCCAUGCGAUGAUAGAAGGAACAGAUACUUAUCUCUGGUCUAAAAGACACCCCCUUCUGGGACCGGUCCUACAACACACCAUGAUGAAGGAGUACCAGGAUAGCAUGGAGGGGUGCAAUGAUACCAGUAGUCAGGAGGAGAGGGUCCUCCAUGUAAAGAAGCUUCUAGCCCAAGGAAAUCACUUCAUUGAAGAUCCUAGAACUCAUUGGGGUCAGUUUACCAACUUAAGCAGGAUAUGCUCCUUGUGUCAGCACCCUCUUUCACAGAACCUCUUUCAAGAAGCUGCUGGCUGUUUGAUAUUCCCUUGUGGCCAUGCAUUCCAUAUACCCUGCAUUCCGGAAAAGGCGUGUACCUUCUGUUACUAUGGCAACCAAGAGAAGCACACCUGAGCAUGCAUCAGUCUAUCAACCAUCUACAAAUAAGGCAUGUAGAUGACCCGGGUCCUUUUUUUUUAAGUUGUCACAAUUCAUGAGAAUAAUUUCUUUACAGUUGGCUAGCCCAUGCACAUUGACAGUUGUGCUCAAAAGUUUGUGAACCCACCACAAAAUACACUCCUCUGUGCCGAGUGUAGAAUGUACAUGUAGUCAACAACACUACAAUGUUCAGUGGCGAGCCCAGACAAACAAACUUAAAGGUCAAGUCCACCUCAGAAAAAUGUUGAUUUGAA
Lytechinus variegatus (green sea urchin) is the source of this 2662-nucleotide messenger RNA. RefSeq lists its product as uncharacterized. The record is from RefSeq and is a predicted model, not a curated record. NCBI's taxonomy places the organism in Eukaryota, Metazoa, Echinodermata, Echinoidea, Temnopleuroida, Toxopneustidae. The transcript has 12 exons. Bases 417 to 2384 code for a protein of 655 amino acids.